AGUUGUGCAUAGCACUAGCAUGGAUCUUUAGGUAGUUAUAUAUAUUAUUGAUAGAUUGUGGUUCCAAAGUAUAAUUUACCAGCAACAUAGGGUUCGUUAAACAAAUACUAGCUACAAGUCAACAAUAAACCAUCAUGUAUCAAUCAUCUCAAUAUUUUAUUUCACGACAAUUAUUAAUCAUCUCAAUAAAAUAAGACACAUUGUAGUAAAAAAAAAAAAAAAAAAAACAAAACAUUAUAUGUCGGAAAACCACCCUAGUUUAAAAAUCUCUCAACUUUCCAGUUUCCCGGCGAAAACCCAGAUGGCUCACGACGGUAACGGCGAUAACAACAAUGACCCAUUACACCAAUACCUGUUACCAUUACCGGAGAACAACGACGUCAUGCCAAUGACUCCAUCAGAAUUCAAAAACCGAUUACUCUUCGGCCCAUUCUCUCCGUCAUCUUCCAAUUCCACAGACCUCCUUAUCCCACCAACGGGACCUAAUAAACUAACCCGGAAACCUAAAUCUUCCCACAAUCUCCACCGGUCUAAAACAGCUCCUGCUAUGGCUGCAAUCAACGAUGUAUCUCACCCAAAUGAUCAGAGAACAGAGCAAUCAAAUUCGAAAUCCAUUGUAAGACAAGCUCUUGCUUUGUUCGUUGUGUAUCUCUCUGUAGGUGUGCUUAUCUAUUGGCUGAAUCGAGAUAACGACAAUGUGAAUCAGACUCAUCUUGUUGUUGUUGCUCUGUACUUUUGUAUUGUAGCAAUGUGUGGAGUUUUAAUUGUGCAUUUUGUUGAGAAAAUCGGGUGCUUGGAUUCGUUUUAUUUCUCGGUUAUGAUGGUUACAACAGUUGGGUAUGGUGACCAGGCUUUUAAUACAUGGCCCGGUACGCUUCUUGCUGCGAUUUGGUUGCUUGUGUCUACUUUAGCUAUUGCUCGAGCGUUUUUUUAGUUGGCUAAAGCAAGAGUUGAUAAGAGGAAUAGAGAGCGGGCCAAGAAAGUGCUUGGUGAAACCAUGACCAUCUCUGAGUUCUUUGCUGUAGAUAUUGACAACAAUGGUUGCUUGAGUUUAGCAGAGUAUACAAUAUACAAACUAGAGCAGAUGGAGAAAAUAACUCAGGAUACUAUACAAAUUUGUAACCAGUUUAACAAGCUUGACCAAACCGAUAGUGGAACGAUCACUCUUUUAGAUCUCAUGCAAACCAGCACCGGUGAUUUAUCCACUGCGAUUUCUGUUUAGUUAACACACAUUACAACAUGCAUAUGAUUGAAGAUGACAAUGGGAAAUCCGUGGUUUUCGGUUUAGUUGAUCCAUUUUAAAAUUUGUUUUUUCUUGCCCUUUUCUUAUGGCAGAAAUUGUCACCUUCUCUCCCAAGAUGAUGAUGAGCAUAAAGAAGUUUGAUUUUCGUGUUUCCUUUGGUGGAUUUCGGUUUGAUGGCUAGGAUCAAGAGUUAUAUGUUUCUUUCAUGUGUAUGUAUUAUGAUUGACUCCGGUUUGAAUUUUUUUAGAAAGAGUGUUAAUGUAAAUGUAAAGAUUUGAUAUUUGUUUUUAACAAAAACAAAAAAAGAUUUGAUAUUUGUUACUCC
Molecule: messenger RNA, 1568 nt
Organism: Arabidopsis lyrata subsp. lyrata
Lineage: Eukaryota; Viridiplantae; Streptophyta; Magnoliopsida; Brassicales; Brassicaceae
Product: two-pore potassium channel 2
Biological process (GO): stabilization of membrane potential; potassium ion transmembrane transport
Cellular component (GO): plant-type vacuole membrane
Molecular function (GO): potassium ion leak channel activity
Source: RefSeq, a predicted model, not a curated record